This is a messenger RNA of Leptidea sinapis, 2549 nucleotides long. Its product is annotated as luciferin sulfotransferase-like. Gene Ontology annotation, cellular component: cytoplasm. Lineage: Eukaryota; Metazoa; Arthropoda; Insecta; Lepidoptera; Pieridae. The transcript is spliced from 8 exons. The coding region runs from base 341 to 1201 and encodes 286 amino acids. Gene Ontology annotation, biological process: sulfation. Gene Ontology annotation, molecular function: sulfotransferase activity. The record is from RefSeq and is a predicted model, not a curated record.
AGUCCCUUUGACUGCGCACGCGCCUGUCUAUAUUGUUAACUUUAAUUUUGAAGUUUUUUUACUUUACGAAGAUGCCGGAUAAAGUGUACCCAUACGAAAUUCGUGAUGUUGAUCCGGAUACUGCUAAAACAUUAAUGACAUACUUUAAAGAUUUUGAAUGGAGCGACCGCCGACUAUUUGAAUCAUAAAUUCGAUUGUAACAAAACUUUAAAAAAGAAGAAGCUCUGCAAGUUUCUAGCGCCCGUUCUUCUCAGGUGAAUUAACUGGCUUCGUGCGUGUUGGACCUAAGGGCUAUUUCUUUCCUCACAAAUUCAAGGAAGAAGCCGAGAGUUACUACAACAUGGAGAUCCGACCGACGGACAUAUUUGUGACUAGUUAUCCCCGCUCAGGUACAACGUGGACGCAGGAGUUGGUGUGGAUGGUAGCCAACGAUUUGGACUAUGCCACCUCCGACGCCAUUCCACUCACGGAAAGAUAUCCCUUUUUAGAGUUUUCAAUGUGCGUCCAUCCAAGAAUGAAAGAAAUAUUCACAGAAGAAAACAAAGACGAUGAGCGAAAACUAAAGUUAUUAGAAUGGGUGACCCAGCCUGGAACGGAACAGUUAGCAGCAGCCACUUCGAGGCGGUUCGUGAAGACCCACAUCCCGCUAUCUUUACUGCCACCGAAUCUGCUCGACGCUAAGGUGGUGUAUGUCGCGAGGGAUCCUAGAGACGUGGUCGUGUCUUUCUACCACUUGAACAAGUCUAUGAGAACUCAGGGUUACGUUGGAGAUUUUAAGCAGUUUUGGGAGUUCUUUAGCCAUGAUUUGCAUCAUUGGACACCGUACUUCGAGCAUCUCAAAGAGGCUUGGGAGAUGAGACAUCAUCCAAAUUUGCUGUUCCUGUUCUAUGAAGAGUUAUCUAAGGAUUUACCAAAGGCAGUACGUCGUGUUGCUGAUUUUCUCGGCAAGGACUUCAAUGAUGAACAGAUUGCUCAUCUCUGUGAGCACCUGAGCAUUGACAGCUUUAAGAACAACAAGUCGGUGAAUUAUGACGUCAUGAAGGAACUGGGCAUUAUGAUUGGCAACAGAGGAUUUAUUAGAAAAGGUAAGGCGGGCGGUUGGCGAGACUACUUCAACGACGAGAUGACGUUUCAAGCGGAGCGCUGGCUAGCAGACAACCUGAAAGAUACUGAUUUACGAUUCCCCCAUUUACAAUUUUAGAAUAUAAGCGUAAGAAUUAUCAAUAUUAAUUAGUAGUAAGUAUAUUAAUACGUAGGCAUAAGGCUAACACAAUAAUUUAUAGUAUUUGUUUUUAGCUUAAUAAAGAAGUACCUAAUUGAUAAUUGUAUUUUGUUUAACUCGUUUAAAAGGCGUUUAAUAGCAGCUGCAUUUUACAUUACGUUUUAGAAACAUUCGAUAUUUCAAACCGUUGGCUCACAUUUUGAAUCCCUGCCUGCAUAGGUUACGAAACGUCGGGUUAAAUAAAUAAUAAUAAAUAUGUAAGUAGUGCCUGAACCAAGUAAGAAUACUUACAGCUACAAUUACACGCGGUUUUUAAACAAUGAAAGUAGUUAGUCAUUGGCAAAAUGUUGGUGUUAUUUUUAAGUUCUGAAAUGAAAACUUUAUUUAAGGCUUGGGUUGUUUAUAACCUAACCUAACAUAAAACUUUAUACCUACGCUAUAGAGUUCGAAUUAAUACCAUAUUUUUUUUUAUAAAAUGAGGUACCUAGGCUUCAAGGAGUUUACAAAUAAAGGUGAUAAAUAAAUAAUGCUGAUAUUUUGGUGCUUACUACAUAAUAUUAAUAUCUAAUGAUUCCACUUAGAAUCAUUUAGACUUUAGGGCAUUUGAUUAAAUUUAAAUUUUAUUUCAUAGCAUUUAGAUAAUUUAAUUUUAAAGUAAAUUAUUGUCUAAUUCCGCAAAAUAUCGAAUAAUAGAUACAGUAAUUAAACAAAGUUAAGUAUGAUACUAUCCAGUAAGCGGCCAAAGGACUUUUGGUCUGAAUGAUUGAAUAUCACCACUGCGUUGUAACUCUUAGUUCCCAUUUAAUUGAUUCUGUAAUUUGACAGACACAGAGUCAUAACUGAUAAUUAUUAAUAAAAGAGUAGGUAUGGCUAUUGUAUUGAAGGUCGCGCUAAAUUUGUAGCUUUAUUCAAAUACGCUACCAAAUGUUCGGAAAAAGUAGAGCUCGUGAAAAGAUCUUACAAGAAUCUCCCAGCCACUAUUUUCAAUCAAAUUGAGUAUUUUACGAUGGUAGUUUGUAAGGUGCUGUAUCCAAUAUAUGAAAGACUUAAACAUUGUUAGUGUUGUUCAAAUACUUAAAGUUAAAAAGCGUUUUAUAUUUAAAACAAUAAUUUCAUUAAAAAUAUCUGUAUAAAUACCUAACCUAUAUAUUGGAUCGUACCUUUAGAGUAGAUCGUUAUUUUAACCGUUAUUUAUGUGUAGUUAUACUUACUCUACAUACUACCUACUAUAAUGAUUAUUGUAAGUUAAAUAAUAUUAAUUAAAGUUCAUAAUAAUUUUGUCGUCAGUGUAAUUAAAAAAUUAAAUAAUAAAUGUUGAUAACAAUAA